CACCGAUGUCAAGAAUUGACAUUGAUCAAACUAGUAACAAUUUUACGAACAACGUGUUUAGCUCUUUUAUAUGGAACCUUCAAUCGGAGGAGGAACCUAAACUUUCUGUCGAAUAAAAUCCGAGAACAUCUGAUUUUAAAUUGGUACAAAAUCAUAAUUGUUAAAGAUGGCUAAAUCUUCUGAAAAGAAAGGAAAGAGUGCAAUCAAUGAAGUGGUAACUCGUGAAUAUACUGUACAUCUUCAUAAACGUCUUCAUGGAGUUGGAUUUAAGAAACGUGCACCUAGAGCAAUUAAAGAAAUUCGAAAAUUUGCUGAAAAACAAAUGGGUACACCUGACGUAAGGAUUGACACUCGUCUCAACAAACAAUUAUGGUCUAAAGGAAUAAGGAACGUUCCUUUCAGAGUUCGUGUUCGAUUAAGUAGAAGAAGGAAUGACGAUGAAGACUCGGCAAAUAAAUUAUAUACACUUGUAACAUAUAUUCCUGUAGCCUCCUUCAAAGGCCUUCAAACAGAAAAUGUGGAUGCAAGUCAAGAUUAAUACCUUUAUAUUCAAUAAAUAAAUUGAAACAUU
Messenger RNA from Vespa crabro (European hornet), 571 nucleotides. It is a transcript of the gene RpL31, whose product is annotated as 60S ribosomal protein L31. Gene Ontology annotation, cellular component: cytosolic large ribosomal subunit; ribosome. The transcript has 3 exons. The record is from RefSeq and is a predicted model, not a curated record. The coding region runs from base 167 to 538 and encodes 123 amino acids. Gene Ontology annotation, molecular function: structural constituent of ribosome. Gene Ontology annotation, biological process: cytoplasmic translation. Lineage: Eukaryota; Metazoa; Arthropoda; Insecta; Hymenoptera; Vespidae.